AUGCCUCAACCUUCACCUGUACCUGCCAAGCCAGAGACGCAGGCCGCACCUGCAACUCCAAAGGCAGAACCCAAAACUGCCCCCACAAAGGCAGAAGAGAAACCUGGAGCCACAAAACCACAGCCUGUACCUGCCCCUAUCGAGGCAGUACCAACAGUUCCAACCCCAAAAGCAAAGACAGAACCUACAUCUGUCAAGAUGGAAGCUGUUGCUACAGCAGCUUCCACACAAAUUGAACCUGAGACAACGCCUGCACCCAAAAUAGCAAAGGUUUCACCUGUUACUGCAGAAAAACAGCCUUUAGCGACACCAACAGCAGAACCCUUUACACCUCCCAUGGCCCCUGUGCAACAGCCAGAGGUAACACCAAAGGUUGAAGUGCCAAACACAGAUAUUCCCAAGACUGUAACUGUGGAAAAGAAAGAAGAGGCAGUGGAAAUGGAUAUCAGUGUGGCAGAACUUCCCAAAGCUCAAGAGUCUAAACAUGAUCUUCCAGAAGUCAAAGUUGACGCAAGUGCAGUUAUGGCUUCCGCUACUCCGAUGACUGCAGCUACAACUGUACCUACAGAAACUACUGCUGCAGAGGCUGUGUCUGGAGUUGUUCCAGAGACUGAAACAAAAGCCCAGGUGUCUGUUCCAGAGAGGAUUAUUAAGGAGGUACAGCCUGAUGAUGAUAUCAAACUAACAAAGCCAGCAGAAUCUUUGCAACAAGUUGAGGUGCAACCAACAACGCAAGAACAGCAGCUCACAUUAGAAGUGAAACCUGUCAGAGAACCUGAAAGCAAGGAAAUCGCUGAUAAGUUGGAGGAAAAGAUCACUGACAUCACCUCGGCUCCAGAGUCAAAACCAGUACCUACGAAGAGCAUAAUUAUAAAAGAUCAAGAUGAAAACAAAGAAGAGUCAGAGAAAAAUAGGAAGGUGUCUCUACCUGCUGGGCAAGUUCAACUGGAAAACAAAGUUGUUCCUGUAACAGCUAUUAAGCCUACAUCCAAAGAGGAGCAUGAAGAAGAUCAGCCCCAGAUUUUACCUAUAGUACAGGAAUUUGAUGAUGGGCAGGCGGUUAGUGAUGCAAGCAAAGAUAACAUCAGCACAGAUUUAUCAGUACCAGUGAAGGAGGAGGUUAAAGCUGAGAGAAGGCGCCUCAGUUUCCAGCCAAUGGAUGAGAGCAGUGGAAGUGAACUCACACCUUCACCAUCCCCUAAAGUCCAGAGGAGGAGGCUAAAGGUGAGCCCUGUUUCAUCCAGCAGUGAGGACAUCAAAACUGAAAGCGCCGACUCUUCUAUUGAAGAUGAAGAGUUCAUUCGCAAGCAGAUAAUGGGUAUGGGUGAUGAAGAAGAAAUGUCUGUAUCAGACGAGGAGAAAGAGAAGAAUUCAGCAAAUCUACAGGCUGUCAAGGAGGUUGAGAUUGACAAUGCCUCAGUGACAGCCACAUCACUGCCUCGAAAAGGUAGCACAGAUAAUGAAGAUAGUCCAGCCAGGAAAAAAUCUCUCCCAAAGACUGACACUGCAACUGCUGAAAGUGUUCCUGAAACAAUGCCCAGGACUACUUUCAAGAAGGCUACUCCAGUCAUGAGACAGAGACAAAGCACUGAUGAAGAGGUAGAGAGCAUCACAGAAUCCCUAUCAAAGGGCUCGUCUAGUGUUCAGGCAUCUAGCUUUACUCCAGGAUCUUCACCUACAUCAGCCUCAUCACUAGAGGAGGACAGUGACAGCAGUCCCAUUCACAAGAAAGUCACUGGCGACAAACACCACCGUAAAGGUAAACACAGGCAGCCAACUCAGCCUCUUCCCACCAUUGAAGACUCCUCCGAGGAAGAACAGAUGAGGGCCCAUGGCCAACCACUGUCUCCACCUGGAGAUGCUUCCUCCACAGAGGAUCUGAGACAAGUCACUGUAAUAGAUGAAAGCCACAGAACAUCUGGCUCCGAGUACUCUGCAAGUAUUGAAUCAGAACCAGAGGUUAGGCGAGCUGUGCAGAGGGGACGAAAACCCUCACCAACAGUCAUACCAUACACUCCUGAUCCAUUUGACGAGAAACAAACUGUGACAAAAUCAUUGAAGAGUGCUGAAGAAGCAUAUGAGGAAAUAAUUCAGAAGACAAAAGCUAUUCCAGGAGAAAGUCCUCCUGAUAUUGAGCCACUUUAUGGGGGAAUGGCAAUAGAAGAUUAUCUUUAUGAAUCUUUAGUUGAAGAACCUGAAAUUAAGAUGAGUGAAUUCCAAGAGGAAGAACCCAAAAUAGAUAGUGGCUCUGAAUCUCUCAAAAAGCUCAGAUCUCCAGAGGAGGUUUAUGAGGAGAUGAUGCAGAAAAAGCGAGAGCUGAUGAUGAUAGAGCAUGAAUUUCAACAGGCCCAGACUGCCAUGGAAUCGUCCUCAUCAGGGGCUUCAGUCACAGGGACUCCCAUUAUUGCUGAGACCUGUGUGGUGACCAUACCAGCAGAAGAGACAUAUCUCACUGGACAAAUUGAUACACCUCCUGCAGACACUGAAACUUUGACUGAGAUGCCGGCAAAGAAAAAGAAACGACCAGCCCCUCCACGUCCUUCCGAACCCCCUAAGCGUCCCGAGUUUGCUGUUGUUCCCAGUACUCCAAGUGGAUCUAUAGGUUUUGUUAGGCCUAUGGUUCCUAUGGAUCCUGCACUCAGAAAAGCAUUGUUCCCCAUACCGGACCUCAAGAUUACCCAGUGUUCAUCUGGGGAGGAAGAGGAUGACAGUCUUGCAGAUGAGUAUGGAAUUGGCAUUUCCUCUGACAUUACCCCCAGUGAUGACUCUGAGACUAAAGACGAUCAGUCCAUAAGUCCACCGUUGUCUGAACCUACUGAGAUGGAACCUAUCCUUGUGGUUUGUGAAAUCCCAGAGCCAAAACCAAUUCCAACUCCAAUUUCUGCCCCCGAGCUAACCACUACACCUUCCCCUGUAUCACCAAUGUCACCGCCAACUUCACCAGCCACUCCAGAUUCCAGUUUGGCUUCAAAUGCUACGUCUUCAUCGUCAUUCCAGGCUCAAACACCUAUUUCAUCAGAUUCAACUCCACUGUCUACACCAACACCUCCAACUUCAUUUAAAGCCCAGUCACCUCCAGAGAUCCAGUUGCCAGCCACAACUGCAGGACUCAAGUCCAAGCCCAACCCAAAGUGGUACACUCAGUCCCUGUACAAUCAGCUCUCCCAUCAAUGA
Molecule: messenger RNA, 3174 nt
Organism: Stegastes partitus (bicolor damselfish)
Lineage: Eukaryota; Metazoa; Chordata; Actinopteri; Pomacentridae
Source: RefSeq, a predicted model, not a curated record